Molecule: messenger RNA, 1595 nt
Organism: Dictyostelium purpureum
Lineage: Eukaryota; Evosea; Eumycetozoa; Dictyosteliales; Dictyosteliaceae
Product: delta 5 fatty acid desaturase
Exons: 4
Coding region: 79-1452 (457 amino acids)
Biological process (GO): lipid metabolic process
Cellular component (GO): membrane
Molecular function (GO): oxidoreductase activity, acting on paired donors, with oxidation of a pair of donors resulting in the reduction of molecular oxygen to two molecules of water
Source: RefSeq, a predicted model, not a curated record
UAAAUUUUGUACUAAUUAUAAUUAUAAUUAUAAAUAUAAUAAUAAUAAUAAUAAUAAUCAACAGGGAAUUAAUAUAAGAUGUCAAAGAUUCAAGGAAAACAAUAUUCUUGGACAGAAAUUGCCAAACACAACACUGAAAAUGAUUGUUGGGUUGCAGUUGAUGGUAAAGUUUAUGAUAUUUCAAAAUGGGUUUCACAACAUCCAGGUGGUAAAGAAGUUUUAAUGUUAGGCGCAGGUAGAGAUGUUACAAAUUUAUUUGAAAGUUAUCAUCCAAUGUCAGAUAAACCAUCAGCAAUUUUAAAGAACUACGAAAUUGGUUUUAUUUCAUCAUACGAACAUCCAAGAUAUGUUCAAAAAUCAGAUUUCUACAAAACCUUAAAAGAUCGUGUUAGAAAACACUUCAAAACAACUGAUCAAGAUCCACAAAAAGCAGUUGCCAUCUUUUCACGUUUAGCUUUAGUUUAUGUUUUAAUUAUUUGUUCCUAUAUUCUUGCACAUUACACCACCAACAAUUUUUACCUUAAUUGUUUCUUUGCUGUUCUCUAUGCUCUUGCUAAUUCACUCUUUAGUAUGCAUAUGAUGCACGACUCAUGUCACGCUGCUGUUUCACAUUCACCAACCGUUUGGAAAUGGAUGGGUGCCUCAUUCGACUUUUUCACUGGUGCAUCAUUCUAUGCCUGGUGUCAUCAACACGUUAUUGGUCAUCAUCUCUACACUAAUAUUAGAAAUGCUGAUCCAGAUCUUGGUCAAGGUGAAAUUGAUUUCCGUAUUGUUACCCCAUACCAAACUCGUGCCUGGUACCACAAAUACCAACAUAUUUAUGCCCCAAUCCUUUAUGGUCUCUACACUUACAAAUAUCGUCUUCAAGAUUAUGAAGCUUUCCUUAAAGGUGGUAAAAAUGGUGCUAUCAGAACAUCACCAGCCAGUACUUUUGAUUUAGCCGCUUACGUUAUUGGUAAAAUCUCAUUCAUUUUCUUCCGUUUCAUUUUACCACUUCGUUAUCACAAUUUAUUCGACUUAUUAGUCUACUUUGUUAUCUGUGAAACUAUUUUCGGUUGGUAUCUCACUAUUAAUUUCCAAGUUUCACACGUUGCUGAAGAUCUUAAAUUCUAUGGUACCCCAGAACAACCAGAUGAACCAGCACAAAUCAAUGAAGAUUGGGCUAUUCUUCAAAUUAAAACUACUCAAGAUUAUGGUCACGGCUCUGUACUCUGUACCUUCUUCUCUGGUGGUCUUAAUCACCAAGUUGUACAUCAUUUAUUCCCAUCAAUUUGUCAAGAUUUCUAUCCACAAUUAGUUCCAAUUCUUAAAGACGUUUGCAAAGAAUAUAAUCUUACUUAUCACAUUAAACCAACUUUUACUGAAGCAAUUACUUCACAUAUCAACUAUUUAUACAAAAUGGGUAAUGAUCCAGAUUAUGUCAAAAAACCAAUGGCCUCAAAAGAUAAUUAAAAUUUUCAAAUAUUUUUUUUAAAACCUGUAUCACAACGAUUUGUUGUAAUAUAACAAUAAAAAGAAAAAAUUAUUUAUUAUAUUGAUCAAAAAAAAAAAAAAUUAAUGAUCUAAUAUAAACAAUUCAAAAGAUAAAAUACCAU